Molecule: messenger RNA, 595 nt
Organism: Aphanomyces astaci
Lineage: Eukaryota; Oomycota; Saprolegniomycetes; Saprolegniales; Verrucalvaceae
Product: AP-2 complex subunit sigma-1
Exons: 3
Coding region: 40-471 (143 amino acids)
Biological process (GO): clathrin-dependent endocytosis; protein transport
Cellular component (GO): AP-2 adaptor complex; intracellular membrane-bounded organelle
Molecular function (GO): clathrin-cargo adaptor activity
Source: RefSeq, a predicted model, not a curated record
UUUUCGUCAUUCGCUUCUUCGCCACUGAGAGCCUUCAGAAUGAUUCGCUUCUUCCUACUGCAAAACCGACAGGGGAAGACCCGUCUCUCCAAGUGGUACGUGCCCCCGCCACCCGACCUCGAGAAGCCGCGCUUGGAAUCAGAGAUCCACCGACUUGUGGUGGCUCGCGAUGCAAAGCACACGAAUUUCAUUGAGUUCCGCUCGUACAAGCUGAUUUACCGACGCUACGCUGGUCUAUUCUUCAUCGUGGGCGUGGAUCUGCAUGCGAACGAGCUCUUGUGCCUGGAAACAAUCCACUUGUUCGUGGAGCUAUUGGACCAGCAGUUUUCCAACGUAUGUGAGCUCGACAUUGUGUUCAAUUUCAACAAGGUGUAUUCGAUGCUCGACGAGUACAUCCUUGGGGGUGAAGUCCAAGAAACGAGCAAGCGCGAAAUGCUGGAUCGCAUCCGUGAGCUCGAAAAGCUGGAAUAGGUUUCCGUCAUGACCGUGCUUCCUUGAUUCGCUAGCAUUAAGUAGCUCACAGUCGUAAAGGAGAUUCAACCACUUCACUUGCUUCCAUACCACCACCAGCGUCGUUAACACUGAGCAUGUCCAC